CUGCUUGUUUAUUGGCUGUGUCUGUGAUAACCUACCGAGUGUUCACAUUCAUCAUAAAUGCAGUCAUUCUCCGGUAUGUUACAUCUGAUGUCCUGGGCAUCAUCAAUGUCAGGCCGGCUCUACUCUACUCGACUGCCACCUUUGUCAGUGUGGAGGCUUUCCGUCGGGCGGCGCUGGGCGUGACAGAGAGCAGCAAGUGGCGCCAGGCCAUCAACUUGGUGUGGCUCAGCGUGCCCGUGUCAGCGGCGGUGUCGGCGGCGCUGGCCGGCCUCUGGCUGCACGCGCUCAGCCAGCCGGCGCCCGAGGUGACCUCAGAGUACCGUCUGGGCGUGUGGGUCACCGCGGCCAUGGUCGUACUGGAGACGGCCGCCCAGCCGCUGGUCAUCCUGGCGCAGGCCAUGCUCUUUGUCAAAUUGAAGGUGGUAGCCGACAUGGUCAGUCUGUGCAGUCGGGUGGCGCUCAAAGCCUGGCUGAUCGCCCUGUACCCGUCCCACGCCAUCUGGGCCUACUGUGUGGGCCACGCGGUCAGCUCCGCUCUCCUCGUGGUCAUCUAUUACGGCACCCUGCUCUGGCACGUCCGCUCACCGGAUAACUGUCUACCGGUGAAGUCGGCGAGCGAGCUGGGACCCAGACUGGUGCCGGGACAGCCGGCGCUGGACCGUGACCAGCUGGCCCUCACCUGGAGCUUCUUCAAACAAGGCCUUCUGAAGCAGUUGCUGACGGAGGGCGAGCGCUACCUGAUGACCGCCUUCCACCUGCUCGACUUCUCCGAGCAGGGCCUGUACGACGUGGUGGCCAACCUGGGCAGCCUGGCGGCCCGCUUCCUCUUUCAGCCAGUCGAGGAGAACGCCUACGUCUACUUCUCGCGCACAGUGGAACGGGGAAAGCCGGUGCCUGCCGCGGCGGGCCGGGUUCUGCACGACCUGCUGCGCGCCAUGAGCCUGCUCGGUCUGGUUGCCGUCACGUUCGGCUGGAGCUACUCCCACCUGCUGCUGCGGCUGUACGGAGGCGCCCUGCUGACCGCCGGUCCGGCCGUCAGUCUGCUGCGCGCCCAGUGCGCCUACGUGCUCCUACUGGCGGUGAACGGAGUGCUGGAGUGCUACACGUUCGCGGUGAUGCGCCAGGAACAGAUCAAUGGGUAUAACCGGAAGAUGGUGCUGCUAUCUGUGAUAUUCGUCAUCUCGACAGGGAUCUUUACUAGGCUAUUCGGCGGGGUUGGAUUUAUCCUCGCCAACUGCGUCAAUAUGCUGACCAGGAUAUACGUUUGUUACCGGUUCGUGGCCGGUCUGCCGCUGGAGCCGGCGGUGUCCGUGCCGCCGCUGCUCGGUCUCCGCCCGCCGCCCGCCGUGGCUGCCGCGCUGGUGACCGCCGGCCUGCUGGCAGCCGGCUCCGAGAGCUGGCUGUACCCCAGCUCCGCCGCCGCCCAUGUGGCUGUGGGCGCGCUCUGUGGGGCCGCCGUGGUGGCCGCGGCGGUGUACAGCGAGCCCCGCCUCCUCCAGGCGGUCAGGGAGCGGGUCGGGGAUAAACUGAAGCGCAGCUAGGGGGGAGUGCUACUCACAUGGUCACGCAGGGAAUAGGGGUUGUUUUGUUGUGAUAUUUAUGUGCAUUUUGGGUUGAAUAUACACCGUGCCUGUCAGUAGAGUGGAUCUAUCAAUUUUAAGACUGGUGCGACUGCAGGGGGCGUUGUGGCUAUCGCCCAUUUGAGAGCUGGACAGUGCUUGAAAGCAACUUCCUACCGAUGAAUUUUGGCAUUCAGAUCCUAAUUAUAGCCAUUUGUGAUGGACGAUGGCGAUGCAGGGGACGGCAGAGGAGGUGUGGGGAUGGCACCUCCCUGGAGCUUAUGGUAAUCGCGGAAUCCUAUUACCGUUUACCACCACUGCACAGCCAAAGUGGUAAGACCGGAGAGACGCGAUCAGGCCGGAUUGCCAGUUGUCGAUUCCUCUAUCGUUGUGGAGGUCGCUUGCAAAGUGAGAUGACUGCUUUUCGUAGAGGGCGGUAAAAUCGUGGCCGGUUAGCGUCUGGUAGGGCUUGUAGAAUAAUGAUGGGCACGACCGGGUGCUGUAUGCUAUAUGUGGUGACAGCGGCGUUCCUGAGCGUAGGGUGCAUCUCCUGCUCUGAAGUCCAGAAGUCCUUAUCGUUCUUGUGCAUUCACUUUGUCAGUGCCUGAUGUCAGUGUCAGUGUUUGUCAGUGUUUCAUUCUGUAGCAGACAUGCAGUCAUAUUUGGUUAAAUAGAACCUUGCAGUCUGA
This is a messenger RNA of Amphibalanus amphitrite, 2248 nucleotides long. RefSeq names its product protein RFT1 homolog. The record is from RefSeq and is a predicted model, not a curated record. Gene Ontology annotation, biological process: glycolipid translocation; dolichol-linked oligosaccharide biosynthetic process. Gene Ontology annotation, cellular component: endoplasmic reticulum membrane. The coding region runs from base 348 to 1541 and encodes 397 amino acids. NCBI's taxonomy places the organism in Eukaryota, Metazoa, Arthropoda, Thecostraca, Balanomorpha, Balanidae. The transcript has 9 exons.